AUGUCACUCCUUUUCGUUCUGCUGGUGAUUGUCCCAUUGGCCUUUCCUCCUGUGGGGUCAAUAUCUGUGUCCAAUGGGGGCAGAUGGGGCAGUUGGGGCAGGACGGUCUCAUGUCCCAGUGGCUACCGGGCAUUUGGCUUCAGUCUGAAGGUGGAGGGCAGACAGGGAGGAGGAGAUGAUACGGCACUCAAUGGCAUCAGACUUCUCUGCAGACACGUGAACAACUACAGCGCCCGGCGCAUCAUCGCAUCGUCUGAAGGACGAUGGGGACGCUGGACAUCUUACCGGACUUGUGGCUGUGCCGGAUACCUUCGCUCCUUCAGGCUCCGCGUCGAACGUCCCCAAGGCUGGGGGGAUGACACCGCUGCCAAUAACAUCAUGUUCCGCUGCACCGACGGCAGACUCCUGACUGGUGCUGGGCUCACCUGGGGCAGUUGGGGCGGUUGGAGCAGCUCAUGUACCAGGGGCAUCUGUGGCAUCCGGACCAAGAUAGAGCGACCACAGGGCUGGGGGGAUGACACGGCUCUCAAUAGCGUCAUAUUCAGAUGUUGUUAAUGAAUCCAUAUACAGUGGUGACGUGUUCUCUGAAAGAACAUCUCACAGUUUACCGUGUGGGGUUUGUAAAUGAGUAGUGGUCUAAUUCACUGUCAUUUGUAAUCUCUGAUAAACAGACUGGUUCUGAUGUGAGACGUCAC
Engraulis encrasicolus (European anchovy) is the source of this 695-nucleotide messenger RNA. RefSeq names its product vitelline membrane outer layer protein 1-like. Bases 1 to 555 code for a protein of 184 amino acids. The transcript has 3 exons. NCBI's taxonomy places the organism in Eukaryota, Metazoa, Chordata, Actinopteri, Clupeiformes, Engraulidae. The record is from RefSeq and is a predicted model, not a curated record.